Abrus precatorius (Indian licorice) is the source of this 1587-nucleotide messenger RNA. RefSeq names its product glucan endo-1,3-beta-glucosidase-like. The transcript is spliced from 3 exons. Gene Ontology annotation, molecular function: hydrolase activity, hydrolyzing O-glycosyl compounds. Gene Ontology annotation, biological process: carbohydrate metabolic process. NCBI's taxonomy places the organism in Eukaryota, Viridiplantae, Streptophyta, Magnoliopsida, Fabales, Fabaceae. Gene Ontology annotation, cellular component: plasma membrane. The coding region runs from base 38 to 1498 and encodes 486 amino acids. The record is from RefSeq and is a predicted model, not a curated record.
CCUUUUCGUAUCAUGCCACUUCAUCUUCCCCCACUCCAUGGCUGCCACCACCAACAACAUCGGCGUCAACUACGGCACCGUCGCGGACAACCUCCCACCACCAUCAACAGUGGCGUCCUUCCUCAAAUCUCACACCAGAAUUGACCGCGUCAAAAUCUUCGACGCAAAUCCUGACAUACUUGGGGCGUUCGCCAACACAGGAAUCUCUAUCACCAUAACAGUAGGAAACGGCGACAUCCCUUCCCUCUCAAAGCUGCCUGCAGCACAAGCAUGGGUCUCCACCAACAUCCUCCCUUUCCACCCUCAAACUGCUGUUAUCCGCAUCGCCGUAGGAAACGAAGUAGUUGCCACCUCCGACAAAACCUUAAUAGCUCACAUUCUUCCAACCAUGAAAUCCCUCCACCAAGCACUAACCAUGGCCAACCUCUCUCACAUUCAAGUCUCCACCCCUCACUCUUUGGGAAUCUUAUCCUCGUCGGAGCCUCCUAGCGCCGGUGCUUUCCGGCGCGGCUAUGACCACGCCAUUUUCGUGCCCAUUCUCGAGUUUCACCGCCAAACAAAAUCCCCUUUCAUGGUUAAUCCGUACCCAUUCUUUGGGUUUUCACCUACCCAACCUGAGAGCCUGGACUACGCGCUUUUUAAACCAAACGGCGGCGUUUUUGACUCAGUCACUGGGGUGAACUACACGAACAUGUUUGAUGCUCAAAUGGACGCGGUUUUCUCCGCGAUGAAGAAGUUGGGGUAUGAUGACGUGGAACUUGUGGUAGCGGAAACGGGUUGGCCCUCUGCGGGUGAACCGAACCAACCAGGUGUUAGCAUAGAGAAUGCAGAGUUGUAUAAUGGAAAUCUUAUUAGGCACGUUAACUCGGGAAAAGGAACACCUUUGAUGGGUAAUAGAACCUUUGAGACUUACGUGUUCUCGUUGUUCAAUGAGAACUUGAAGCCCACCGUUUCGGAGAGGAAUUACGGAUUGUUUAAACCUGAUCUUAUCCCUGUUUAUGAUGUGGGCAUUUUCACAGCCCAACAGGCGCAGGGUCCCACAUCUGAAAGCAGUGCACCAGAACCGGAAGCGUCAGGGUCAGGUGAAUCAACAUCUUCAAAGAAGUGGUGCGUGCCGAAACCGGCUACAACUGAUGCAGUAUUGCAGGCCAAUAUUGACUACGUUUGCAGUAGUGGGGUAGAUUGUGGGCCCAUUAAGGAUGGUGGGCCUUGCUUUCAGCCCAAUACUGUUAGGGCCCAUGCCUCCUAUGCCAUGAACGCAUAUUACCAGGCAUCUGGUCGCCACCCUUCCGACUGUGAUUUCAACCACACUGGACUCAUCAGUACCACUGACCCUAGUUAUGGGACAUGUAGGUAUCCAUAUGAAGAUGAUGGGGCUGGGCAGAAGGUGAGAAAGCCUGACACAGAUGCAUCACUCAAAAGUAGCUCUUGCAACACUGCAUCCAAUGCCUUUUUAUUGCCUAUGUUCCUCUCACUGUUAUGGAUGUGCAUAGUAUAGUAUUUUUAUUUUUUGGGUAGUAAACUCUCAUUUGGAUAUAUAGUAGCCCUGCCCAGUUUAAAGUUAUUUAUAUAAAUCAAUAGAUUUAC